This is a messenger RNA of Nelumbo nucifera (sacred lotus), 2558 nucleotides long. RefSeq names its product protein trichome birefringence-like 11. Gene Ontology annotation, cellular component: Golgi apparatus. The record is from RefSeq and is a predicted model, not a curated record. NCBI's taxonomy places the organism in Eukaryota, Viridiplantae, Streptophyta, Magnoliopsida, Proteales, Nelumbonaceae. Gene Ontology annotation, molecular function: O-acetyltransferase activity.
CGAAAAGCCUCGUCAAUGGACUCUCUCUCUCUCUCUAAAAAGUCUGAACAAAGACAAACAGACCUUAUCUUGGCAUCGUUGAAUUUGAAUUCUAGCUUUGUAAGAAAUCCACGUUUAAAUUUAAUCAUUCUUUUUGAUAAGGCAUUUUAAUCACACUGUCCCACAAAUAUACCCUGAAUGAAAAAUUCAUUAUUUACAUACCACAAGUGAAACUCACCGCUUCCUCUCUGUUCUGCAAAAAAAGCAACGAAGGAAAUAAAGUAGGAAACUCUCGUCGCCAUGAAUGCUCUCUUGCUUCUUUCACACCCAUUUUCAUCGAUCUGCACAUCUGUCAAAAUAAUUAACUUACACUAACAAGGCAAGAAACUCUUCCCCAUAUGAAUACUGUGUCGCUUGCGGACUGGUACUUUUCAGUCUUCUGUUUUAUGUCAUCGUCUCCGGCUCCGUUUCUGCAAAUAGUCUGAAACAUUGACGGCGCAAGGGAAGACAGUCGUCCCGUUCAAAACCCAUUUCGAGUUUCUUCAAGAAUAGCCCAUUUCAUCGGCCAUUCCUUUCUAAAUGAUUAAGAUUCCACUUGCUCAAGACCCAGAAACCAUGCCUUACUGGGAGAUUCUGAAGAGGGUCAARCGACUGAAACCGCAUGAGCCAUCAUUGGGGACUCUUGGGUUUUUCUUUGUUACAGCUGUGUGCUUUCUGUGCUGCUUCUUCUACUUGGACUACACGGUUGUCACUAGAGGGCUUCGCGUUCGUGUACAGUCGGAGAAGUUGAUGUGGUUGGGUUUUGAUGUUAYUGCUCGGGAUGAAAGGGCAGGGUUCCUAGGAGAGGAUGGUGAAGGGUGUGAUUUGUUUAAAGGGGAGUGGGUCUGGGAUGAACAGUACCCCUUGUACCAGUCUAAAGAUUGCAGAUUUUUGGAUGAAGGGUUCCGGUGUUCUGAGAAUGGAAGGCCUGAUAAUUUCUACACCAAGUGGCGGUGGCAACCUAAAGAUUGCAAUUUGCCCAGAUUUGAUGCAAAGAAAAUGUUGGAGAAGCUGUGGAAUCGAAGACUAGUAUUUGUUGGUGACUCGAUUGGAAGAAACCAAUGGGAAUCUCUUCUCUGCAUGCUCUCAUCAGCAAUUCUGGACAAGGAUUCAAUCUAUGAAGUAAAUGGAAGCCCAAUCACCAAACACAAUGGGUUCUUGGUGUUCAGGUUUAGGGACUUUAACUGCACUGUGGAGUAUUACAGAGCUCCAUUUUUAGUGCUGCAGAGCCGAGCACCAGCUGGGGCACCAGAAAAGGUGAAAAUGACUCUGAAAUUGGAUCAAAUGGAUUGGAGUUCUGUACAAUGGAGGGAUGCAGAUGUUCUAAUUUUCAACACCGGUCAUUGGUGGAACUAUGAGAAGACCAUAAGAGGAGGUUGCUAUUUUCAAGAAGGGCAGGAGAUCAAAAUGAAUAUGAGUGUAGAAAGUGCAUAUCAGAAAUCAAUUGAGACGCUGAUUAACUGGAUAGAUGGGGAAGUAAACAUAAGCAAGACCCAGGUCUUCUUUCGCACCUUUGCCCCUGUACAUUUCAGGGGUGGAGAUUGGAGGACUGGAGGGAGCUGUCACUUGGAGACGCUGCCUGAGCUGGGUUCAUCAUCGAUGCCAUCUGGGUCGUGGUCACAGUUAAGCAUAGUUUCUGAUGUAUUAUUAAGACACGCAAAGAAGUCACAGGUGAAGUUGGAAGUGUUGAAUGUAACCCAUAUGACAUCUCAGAGGAAAGAUGGUCAUUCAUCGUUGUACUAUCUAGGGUCGAAGAACAGCCCUGCCCCUCUCCACAGGCAAGACUGCAGCCAUUGGUGCUUGCCUGGAGUCCCUGAUAUGUGGAAUGAGCUCCUAUAUGCACUUUUGCUAAGGUGUGAGGCUACUCACAUGCACGGUUCAAGAGAACCUUCUAAGGCACAGGUUUGAUUCAUGAAGAAAUCCUGCCUGUUAGACGUGAGUCUAAUUCAUGGGAAGGUCUGAAGAUCCCUAAAAUUAACUGGAGUUAAUUUGGAGCUUCUAGGAGAGUUGGAUGAAUAUGCAGUUUCUGAAAAGCACACAAGGGUUUAAGACGCGCCAUUGGUUGAACAUCUAUUUUGGACCUUGGAUUAUACUAUAUGUAAACCCAAUUUUAUGGGCAUUCCAGUAAGCACUAAGCAGGGUUGGUGGUGAAAUGUGGUUGAUAGUAUCAUAAAGAUAUAUACACGGUAAGGGAUAUCUAUGUGUGACUGUGAUUCGGUCACAAGCUUGUAGUUCCUCUAGAGAAAGUUACUUGUUCCUUGUAAUUUGUAUAGUAAGGGUUGGGAUGUAAGUGGAACUUCUUAUCAGUUUGUUACAAGUUCUCAUUAAGGAAUCUCAAGAUCUUUACACUUUUUUUUUUUCUCAAUCAGGAUUCAGGGAGCAGAGGCAUCUCCAGGCCUUUGUUUACUCAGUAUGAUACAUUGAUACUUGGGCCUUUGAUUAAGGAGUUGAGAUGUAAUUCUUCUUCAUUCUUCACUCCAAUCGGAUUGGUUUCUAUGCUAAAUUGCUAAUCUAAUUCAAAUGGAUUCUUUGGAUCCCAA